AUGACGUCCGCCGUUACUCCUUCGAAACCGGCACCACAUCAUCAACAGAUGAGCCCGCCACAGCAACAGUCCCAUCCCUCUACUCCUACAUCGCCGCCCAGCAAGCGAGACCUGAAGUCGUGGUGGAAGAGAUUCCAGGUCCAGUCCAGGCAUCACGAGACAACACCAGAUCCGCGCCCGCAAGGUAUCUUCGGUGUCCCGCUGCGACAAAGCAUCACCUACGCCAACGUCGCUAUUUCCCUCGUCGAUGAACAUGGUCAGAGCUAUAUAUACGGAUACGUACCGAUCGUGGUAGCCAAGUGCGGUGUAUUUCUGAAGGAGAAAGCCACCGGUAUAGAGGGCAUAUUCCGAUUAAGUGGUUCAGAGAAGCGCAUCAAGGAGCUCAAAAUCCAGUUCGACUCACCUAAUCGAUAUGGCAAAGGCCUGGUAUGGGAAGGAUACACGGUCCACGAUGCUGCGAAUGUUCUCCGGCGCUACUUGAACGACCUACCAGAACCAGUCGUCCCGCUGGACCUCUACGAACGAUUUCGAGACCCGCUGCGGGGCCAUACAAGGCAGGCUGUCGGCGAUGCGGAAGGCACUCAGCUGGUCGAGAACUUUGACGAGGCAGAGGCUAUCGAUAAAUACCAACAGCUGAUCAAGGACCUGCCGCCUCUCAAUCGCCAGCUGCUUCUUUACAUCUUGGAUCUGCUCGCAGUCUUCGCUGCCAAGGCCGACGAGAAUCGCAUGACGGCUCAAAACUUGGCUGCCAUUUUCCAACCCGGCAUGCUCUCGCAUCCACACCAUGCCAUGGCUCCCGAGGAGUAUCGACUGAAUCAAUGUGUCAUCAUAUUCCUCAUUGAGAACCAGGAUCACUUCUUGAUUGGCAUGCAAGGCACAGGGACGGAUGAACAGACGAAACAAGAUAUUGAGAAAGGAAAUCCUAGGAUUGUAACUCCUGCGACACCCAGCAGGAGUUCGGGUGUGGCACGCACUGCUUCAAACGCGAGUGCGGCUGCCGAAAGUGUCAGUAGGGAUGGCAUGAUACGGAGAAACCGUUCAGUGUCGUCACGUCACUCUCGUCAGUCUCGUCAGUCGAACGGAGCAUCUACCCCAGGCAGUCCCUCAAUCACAACACCGAGCUGUGGUCUGGGUAGAAGUAACACUGUCCCUUCGAAGAAAUCUCCACAUAUCCCCUCGGGGAGGUUCCCGCAACGACAGAACUCUCCAACCGUAGCAGUAGCUCCAGCAUCACCAUCUCCUACAGGCCCUGGCUCAAAUGCCCCUUCUCCGAUGGCUCACGAGGCCUUCACGUCUCCAGAGCGCUCUCCGGCAACAUCAAGCCUGACGCCAGUGGCAACAGGAUCUACCCUGAUGCCAGGACCCCAUGUGGUAGCGAGAAGUCAGGAAAGGUUGCUGGGUUCCCCUGGCGACACUGGGACACCUCUGAAGGAAAGAAAUCUCCAGAGCCUCUUUCAGCGAUCACCAACCUCAGACAGCGACAAACGGCAGCCGAAUAAGUUGCGUAAGAAGCGGAUACCGAGUAGCGCAAACCCGAGUGCGCAAAGCUCAACGGCUUCUCUCCCUCAUUCGGGUGCGGUUUCUCCUGCACUGGAGUCCCCGAACCCAUUCGAACAGAAGCCCAGCCAGCUGGAACCAAUUAGUCAAGAGAAUGGCACCUCUGCAGAAACUCCGUCAGAGCCAACUCCCAGAGCUUCUCAGGUACCUUCUGCGAUCACUCUACCAGCUGCUUCUGAUAACACCAGCAAUAGGUCGCUCAAACCUAAAUCAUCGCCGCCAACAUCGCUCCAUUCGUCGUUCAACGAAGGUUCUGAUAUAGACCAUUCAGAGGAAGCGGCUCGAGCGUCGUCCAGCGAAAUGGCCGAGAAAGAAAAGAAGCGGCGUUGGCGUAUAUCCCGCCGGAAAGAAGAGAUGUCUGGCAGCCCGGUCCAAAAUCUAGGUCUCAACAGUCAUGCUGAGAUGAGUACUUCGACGGUCGGAAGUGGACAUCGAGCACGAAAGAGCAUGACCGGAGACUAUUCGGACGUGGCGGGGACAUUUGCGGAAAGUGAGACUGGUAGUAGAGAAAAGGAUGACUCCAAAGGCCCUCUUGGAUGGAUUAAGAACAAGUAUCGAGAGGCUAAAGAGAAUGCCGAACACAAGCGAACAAAGUCUCCACCAGACCACGGACAUGGCUUUUUGCCCACGAGGAGCAGGAGUGUCGAUAUAAAGAGGAGUUUGGACGAGAAACGGGCCCCUACAUCCGCGCCAGCGCCCCACGGACCUUCCCCUAUACCAGAGUCAGCAGAGGCAGCAGCAGUGGCAGCAGUGUCGCCUGCUACACCAGCUCCCGAGGAUGUACCGCUACCCAACUCUCCUCCACCUGUGCAGACAACACAUGAGAGACCGCCCAACCCCUAG
Messenger RNA from Anthostomella pinea, 2400 nucleotides. The record is from the annotation of a GenBank genome assembly. NCBI's taxonomy places the organism in Eukaryota, Fungi, Ascomycota, Sordariomycetes, Xylariales, Xylariaceae.